AUGUCGAGUGAUGAUAAGAACAAGCCCAGUGACCCCAAGAAUGAGCCCAAGUACUGUGACCCCAGAUGUGAACAAAAGUGUGAGACCAAAUGCCAGCCCAGCUGUCUAAGGAAGCUGCUGCAGCGCUGUGCUGAAAAGUGUCCACGGGAGACGUGCCCACCACCACCGAAGUGCCCCCCAUGUCCCCCGUGUCCACCAUGCCCCAUGCAAUGUCCACCACCAUGUGUGUGUGUUAAUCCCUGCUCUCCCAGGUGCCCUUCCUCUUGCCCACCCCCAGAGUGA
This is a messenger RNA of Arvicola amphibius (Eurasian water vole), 282 nucleotides long. RefSeq names its product late cornified envelope like proline rich 1 (gene Lelp1). The transcript has a single exon. The coding region runs from base 1 to 282 and encodes 93 amino acids. Lineage: Eukaryota; Metazoa; Chordata; Mammalia; Rodentia; Cricetidae. The record is from RefSeq and is a predicted model, not a curated record.